This is a messenger RNA of Podarcis lilfordi (Lilford's wall lizard), 182 nucleotides long. The record is from the annotation of a GenBank genome assembly. NCBI's taxonomy places the organism in Eukaryota, Metazoa, Chordata, Lepidosauria, Squamata, Lacertidae.
CUAACACUGUUGGAGAAUGCAAAUUAGUUGGGAAACUCUGGUCAUUUCAACACGAGAAUGUUUCAGAAUCCUUGUCCAGUAUCACCAAAAAUAGCAACCCCCUUAAACUAGGCUUUGACUGUCUCAAUCAACAGAGUAUGAAACCCAUAAAUAUACAACAUGAAGUUGGAUAUAUUUUAAAG